AUGCCUUCCUUUUUGAGAGUGAGAAAGCUAAAAGUGCCAGUCACCGGUUGCUCUUCUGGACUGGGCAAAGCUCUUGCACAGUACGCCUACGACGCGGGGUCUAUCGUUGUAGCUACAGCUCGGAAGCCCGAAACACUCUCAUACCUACCUGACGGCCCGAGAGUCCUGAAACUUUGUCUCGACGUAACUUCGAAAGACCAAGUCGCCCGGAUCGUCCAGGCUGCCGUUGAUAAGUUUGGCUGCAUAGAUGUUGUGGUCAAUAAUGCAGGGUUCGGUGUGACCGGUGAUACCGAAGUUCUCCCCGAUGCCGAUGCACGCGCGCAGCUCGAGACCAACUUCUGGGGUGCCGUCAACGUCACCAAAGCGGCUUUGCCGAUUCUGAGAGAAACCAAUCCGCCCGGAAAGGGUGGUCUGUUCAUGCAGAUCUCGUCUGUGGGGGGCAGAGUUUGUUACGCCGGUUCGGCUUUCUACCAUGCCAGCAAAUUCGCCCUCGAAGGAUUCACAGAUGCUCUUGCGAAAGAGAUGCACCCAGACUGGAACAUCAAGUUCACCAUUAUAGAGCUCGGCGCUGUUGCAACCAACUUUCCGCAGAACAUGGUAUUACCUCCACGGCACCCGGCUUAUGAGGACCCAGCUUGUGGAUAUAAUGCGGUCAGGGCCUACCUGACCAGCGCAGCAAACGCCGUGCAGUGGAGUGAUGCAUCAGUCUGUGCUAAAGUUCUCCAUGAGCUUGCAUCCAAAAGGAAUCACAUCACUCCACCUUUGAGACUUGCCCUAGGCGCCGAUUCUUGGGCCGUUGUCAAGGCCGAGCUUGAAGGUAUUAUGAAAGAGCAUGAAGUCUGGAAGACUGUGGCGGAGAGCACGUCCCAUGCCGAGAAUACACGGGCAACAGAAUUCUUGCUCAAGUCAGUGCGCUAG
Cladophialophora psammophila CBS 110553 is the source of this 918-nucleotide messenger RNA. RefSeq lists its product as uncharacterized. Lineage: Eukaryota; Fungi; Ascomycota; Eurotiomycetes; Chaetothyriales; Herpotrichiellaceae. The record is from RefSeq and is a predicted model, not a curated record. The transcript has a single exon. Bases 1 to 918 code for a protein of 305 amino acids.